GGUUGCGUUGAAUCAUCACAACAAGAGAGUUGUGGGAUUGAGGUAACGCGGACAUGUGCCGUGGAUUGCCACACUAACCAUCAUCAUAACAGUCAUGGCCUGGCAAUUAUGGUCUCGAUCCCAUGGGUUGGUGAGCGUGGCCCGUUUACCCGCCCCCGUCACCACGGCUCGUCGAACCGUGACGGAUAUUCAAUAUUACAAGGAAGUGGACCAGUCGCAUUUGCAUUUGGUGGAGGCUCAGUCUACUCAGCGCAAAUUUCUGCUCAAAUUGCGGCAGCGGGCGGCUUGGGAAGAGCAGCGGGAAAAGCGACUCAUUGAUCAAGCUAGCCGUCCUUGGGAAUCCGAGGAUGUGCUGACGGAUCAGCCCUCCGUGGCGGGUUACACCCCUCUGCCCGUACGAGAGACCACGGUCUAUGAUCGCUUGCUGGCCACGGCCCGAGAAUCUGGAGACUGUGUGCCUCAAAAGUAUAAAGAGCGCGAAAGCAGUACUUUAUUGCGAUUGCUAGCCUCCAAUAUCGGCCGAGAUAAAACGGCGCCCCAUUACCGCUUCCACGAUGACCCGUAUUUGAUUCCGUACAACGCAGUUCAGCAACGGGAUUUCAUGCUGUCCAAAGAGGGUGGCAGGCAGGCGGCCCGAUUCGUUCGCGAUAACCAUCCGGAGCUUUUCAAUGAUAAUCUUAUCGAACAUGAACCUCAAAUCAAGGCUUUCAUGCCCAAGGCCAUCUUUCAAGAGAAUCAAGCGUCAGUCGAGUCUCUGAAAGUUUUUAUCGCGGGAUAUAACGUGACCGAAGCUUGGCAAACCUAUGAGGCCUUGGACGCUGCCGGUCAAAAGAUCGAUAACGAGACUCUGCAGGCGCUUCUGGAAUUGGUCAGUUAUUACAAUGGCGAUCCAGCCACCGUCGAGAACUACAAUGAGAUAGCUGGGCUCUUCUAUACGGAAGAAAUAACUCCUUGGGAUGGUAAAUGUAAGGCGGAACUGCUGGCUCAAAAGAUGGAACCCUUGUCACUGGAAUCUAAAAUGGCCCUCAUGGCGGGUUCUGCCAAGUUUGGGAACAAUGCCAGAUGUUGGAGCCUUUAUCUUGAAUGUGCGACUGCUCAAGAGCCGCUCAAUGUGACUGCGUACAAUGCGGCUAUCCUUUCGAACGAUCCCAAGACCCUCACGGUCAAUACGGCUUGGGCCAAUGUUGAGCUGGUUCUCAAGGAGAUGAGAGCCCGGAAAGUUGCUCCAGAUAGCUCGACAUUGGACUGCCUCUUUCAAGUGUUGAAUAAGUUCCCCAAAAAUCCAGCCAUGCGUCAGCGAGCCUCCGAUCUGGCCUUCCCAUUGCUGGCCGAAUUCAAACAAAUUGGCGUGCCCGUGUGGUUGUCAGUGUAUGUCAAACUGAUCUAUAUCCACCGAAGUCGCGAAGAUCAGCGAGGAGAUCUGGUCAAAAUGAUUCUGGAUGAACUGCAGGGCAAAGACCUGACCCCCAAACCCAACGCGGAGAGCGAAUGGUUCUUCUGCUUGUGCAUGGAAGGGGCCAAGCUUAUGGAAGACGUCGCCUUGGCGUAUAAAAUCCAUGACAUCCUUAUGUUCGGAACUAACGAGAUCUAUCUCUCCGACGCCAAACGCAGUGCCCACUACUACGCUAAUUUCUUGGACCUCGUUCUCAAAAAGGAACCAUUGGCUGUGACCAUGGAGUUCUUAUCCAAAUUCGUGCCUCACGUUUACCCGGCGAAACUAGAUUUCUACAAAGAACUGGUGGGUCGGGUGCGACGGGAAGGUGCCCUACAAUACAUCCCUAAGAUCUGGACGGAUCUGACCAUUUCAUCGUUCUGUGGGGCUAAUCGAAUGCUGAAGAACGAGGCCAUCGAUUGGUUCUUGGGAUUGAUUUUGGACAUUGACACGAUCUUGGAUGAGGACAAGGGUGCCUCAGAAGGUGUGGUGACCAUUGCUAAGGAAGCCUUUUCUGAGAUCAGCACUGGUGGGCGACGAGGAGUGUCCCCGGUUUCCGGAAAUGCUAUGGCUCUUCCAAUUUUGGAGAAGAUACUGCAAAUCGCUUUGAGAGAGAAGAACUCCGAAUUUCUGUUGCAAGUUUUGGAGUUCUCUUUUGAAUGGAGUCGCAGUUUACCUCGUCCAAUCUCGCCCGAGUUGUUCGCAACCAUCACGGACGAACUCAUCGAGCUCCGUGAAGAUGACCUCUUGUAUAAAAGUGUCAUCUAUUGCUCUGAAGCCACCAUGGUCAAUGCCGUGGAGAUCUCUCAAAAGAUCUGCUCUGUUCUGGAGUUGAAACCCCAGGAAAAGAUUGCUAUUAAUCAAUUGUUAUCUCACGACAGCAUGUGGGUUCCGUUAGAAUUGUGAAAUAUACGUAGAUAAAACCCACUGUCUUCAAAA
This is a messenger RNA of Tigriopus californicus, 2371 nucleotides long. Its product is annotated as small ribosomal subunit protein mS39-like. The record is from RefSeq and is a predicted model, not a curated record. Gene Ontology annotation, cellular component: mitochondrion. NCBI's taxonomy places the organism in Eukaryota, Metazoa, Arthropoda, Copepoda, Harpacticoida, Harpacticidae. Gene Ontology annotation, molecular function: rRNA binding; ribosomal small subunit binding; protein binding. Bases 95 to 2338 code for a protein of 747 amino acids. The transcript has 3 exons. Gene Ontology annotation, biological process: mitochondrial translation.